Molecule: messenger RNA, 3291 nt
Organism: Solanum pennellii
Lineage: Eukaryota; Viridiplantae; Streptophyta; Magnoliopsida; Solanales; Solanaceae
Product: protein DEFECTIVE IN EXINE FORMATION 1
Exons: 13
Coding region: 214-2868 (884 amino acids)
Molecular function (GO): protein binding
Source: RefSeq, a predicted model, not a curated record
CAUUUUGACUAUUUUAGCUCUGCAACUUCCUGAUUUCAGCUCCAAAAUUCUUCACCCUUCAAUCUCUCGUAAAUCCUCUGGAAAAAACCCCUAAUUGUUAGGGUUUUAGUAAAACUCUUCGAUUCUCGUUAAAUUUCACUUCAAUUUUUUUUGCAUUUUCGAAGAUUUAGCUAAUCAAAAUUGCGAAAAUUCUGAUUCAAAUCGACGAUCUAGAUGAAAACUAGGGUUUUUUUACUCUGUUUUCUCAUCCUUUCGUCGAAUUUCUCUCAUUUGCAAUCGGAGGAAACGAAGACUAACAAAUUCAGAGAACGAGAAGCUACAGAUGAUUCCAGUGCUUAUCCAAAUAUAGAUGAGGAUGAAUUGCUGAAUACACAAUGCCCCCAGCAUUUGGAGCUAAGAUGGCAGACAGAAGUUAGUUCUAGCGUGUAUGCCUCGCCCUUGAUAGCUGACAUUAACAGUGAUGGGAAGCUUGAGGUUGUAGUACCUUCAUUUGUUCAUUACUUGGAAGUUCUGGAAGGUUCUGAUGGAGAUAAACUGCCAGGAUGGCCAGCUUUUCAUCAAUCUACCAUUCAUUCCAGUCCUUUACUGUAUGACAUUGACAAGGAUGGAGUAAGGGAGAUCGGUUUGGCCACCUACAAUGGUGAGGUGCUCUUUUUCAGGGUGUCAGGAUACUUGAUGUCUGAUAAACUUGAGAUUCCUCGGUUGAAGGUCAAAAAGAAUUGGUAUGUAGGUUUGAAUUCAGUCCCUGUGGACCGUUCUCAUCCGGAUGUCCACGAUGACCAACUAAUCCAGGAGCACCUGAUGGAAUCUGUAGUCCGUCAUAAUGCAUCUAGUCACAGUGGCAACCAUUCAGACUCUACAGCAUCGGCUGUUCACAAUGAGACACAUUCUGUUCUGGAAGAAGUCCACCAUGAUGCAUCUAGUCUCAGUGGCAACCAUUCAGACUCUACAGCAUCGACUGUUCACAAUGAGACACAUUUUGUUGUGGAAGAAGUCCACCAUGAUGCACUUAAUGCUUCAAUAUCUUUGCCAUCAGAAGUUUCACAUGACAACUCUUCUAAUUUAGAGGACCACAAGGGAAAAAAUAACAGUUUAGAUGAUGCAGAAACUAACAUGGCUAACUUAAACAAUAGUAUUCUGAGUUCUGAAAAUGAGGAAAUUAGGAAUUUGGAAAAUGGAACCAAUACCGGAAGAAGGCUUCUUGAAGAUGGCGUGUCAAAAAGAGCUGAGGAAGAUGUUCAAGCUGCAACUGUGGAAAAUGAAGAAGGUCUAGAAGCGGAUGCUGAUUCAUCUUUUGAGUUAUUUCGUGACAGUGAUGAGUUGGCAGAUGAGUAUAAUUACGAUUAUGAUGAUUACGUUGAUGAGCAUGCGUGGGAUGAUGAAGAAUUUCAGGAGCCAGAGCAUGAGAAAGUAGAGGAUUAUGUGGCUAUUGAUGCUCAUGUUUUGUGUACGCCUGUCAUAGCAGACAUUGACAAUGAUGGGGUGUCAGAGAUGAUUGUUGCAGUUUCCUAUUUCUUUGACCAUGAGUACUACCAAAAUUCGGAGCAUUUGAAGGAGCUUGGAGACAUUGAGAUUGGAAAAUAUGUAUCUGGUGGUAUUGUUGUUUUUAAUCUAGAUACCAAGCAAGUUAAAUGGACUCAACAACUGGACCUAAGUACUGACUCAGGGAACUUCCGUCCCUACAUCCACUCUUCCCCUACGGUAGUUGAUUUGGAUGGUGAUGGAAAUUUGGACAUUCUAGUUGGGACCUCUUAUGGAUUGUUUUAUGUCUUGGAUCACAAGGGGAAAGUGAGGGAUAAGUUUCCUCUUGAAAUGGCUGACAUCCAAGGAGCAGUAAUUGCAGCUGAUAUAAAUGACGAUGGCAAGAUUGAACUAGUUACUACAGAUUCACAUGGGAAUGUUGCUGCAUGGACUGCACAGGGCAAAGAAAUUUGGGAAAAUCAUCUUAAAAGCCUUGUUCCUCAGGGACCUGCCGUUGGUGAUGUGGAUGGGGAUGGCCAUACCGAUAUCGUUGUUCCAACAGUUUCAGGGAAUAUUUAUGUUCUGAGUGGCAAGGAUGGCUCCAUUAUACGCCCAUAUCCUUACAGGACUCAUGGUAGAGUGAUGAAUCAAGUUCUUCUUGUUGAUUUGACCAAACAUGGGCAAAAGAAAAAAGGGCUUACAAUCGUCACUACAUCAUUUGAUGGUUACUUGUAUCUCAUAGACGGACCUACAUCAUGUGCUGAUGUUGUAGACAUCGGUGAAACAUCAUACAGCAUGGUCUUGGCUGACAAUGUUGAUGGUGGAGAUGACCUCGAUCUUAUUGUGACUACCAUGAAUGGCAAUGUCUUCUGUUUCUCGACACCUUCUCCACAUCAUCCCCUCAAGUCAUGGAGAUCACCUAACCAAGGGAGAAAUAAUGCUGCAUAUCGAUUUGAUCGUGAGGGAGUCCAUGUUACUCCAUCAUCAAGAGCUUUCCGCGAUGAAGAAGGCAAGAGCUUUUGGGUUGAAAUAGAAAUUUUUGAUAGAUACAGAUACCCAUCUGGGUCUCAAGCUCCAUAUAAUGUCACGGUGAGUUUGUUAGUACCCGGCAAUUACCAAGGUGAUAGAACUAUUAAGCAAAAUAAGAUAUUUAAUCAACCUGGAAAACAUCGGCUUAUGCUCCCAACUGUUUCUGUGAGGACUGCUGGUACAGUGUUGGUGGAGAUGGUUGACAAAAAUGGGCUAUAUUUCUCUGAUGAUUUCUCCUUGACAUUCCAUUUUCAUUAUUAUAAGCUGUUAAAAUGGCUUCUCGUUCUUCCUAUGCUGGGGAUGCUUGGUGUGCUUGUCAUUCUUCGUCCGCAAGAGGCCAUGCCAUUACCAUCAUUUACGCGAAACACCAACCUCUGAUGUUGCUUUCACAAAAAAUAUAACACAUCUCCUUCGGGUUAUAGAAAUGAGGCAUCUUCUCUAGCUUGAACUUUGAGCUGACAACGGCCUUUGUGAGUAGAGGUACGUUUAACUGUAUAGGGACAAGGGAUAAUUGAUUUUGAUCCUACCAGAAUCUGAAUUGUGAGCAUACAAGUUGGCUUGUGCCAUUAUUGUACCCUUCCCCAGGUGUAACAUACUUAUAAUUGCUAGACACAUUCGAGUAAACAAUGAUUAUUUAUGGAACUACAAGUUUGUUCCGAGGCGGAUACUUUCAUCUCUCUCAUAAGUUUUGUACUCUUACUUUAGUACUGUAUGAUGACGAUAGAGCUAAGUUGAACCACAUUGUUCUUCUGUCAGAUUGUUUAUCUUGUAUGUUUGAGUGAACCAUUUAUGCUUUUGCCA